Molecule: messenger RNA, 2235 nt
Organism: Thermochaetoides thermophila DSM 1495
Lineage: Eukaryota; Fungi; Ascomycota; Sordariomycetes; Sordariales; Chaetomiaceae
Exons: 2
Coding region: 1-2235 (744 amino acids)
Source: RefSeq, a predicted model, not a curated record
AUGGGGGGCCCAGACUCCCGGGUGUACGGCCUUGGUGGCUCACGGCCCGAAGGCUACGACUCAGGAGACGUGCCGUAUGGAGACUACUUCCAGCCCCGGCCUACCUAUGCCUCGGCUGCCGUACUUGCUCGCUUCCCAGCUUCAGUCCUCGAUCGCAUCUUUGGCUUUGUCUGCCCUCAUAGUCGCGAUGAGAGCUACUCUACCUGUGAGCAGAGCUCCGUCGACGAUGCCUGCAUGCUCUGUGACCUGCGCGACCUGGCACACUGUGUUGCUGUGUGCAAGAAGUGGAAGGAAGAAGCCGUGAAGCUAUUAUAUCAUAGCAUUCGGAUCGACAGUGUCCAUUACUGCGAACUCGAAGCUGUCCUCGCUGAACGGCGAAAGCGGCGUUCGUCCAUUUUUGAUCGGAAUGGCGAGCCAGAAGACCCGGCGCAAGCUCGUUUGAAGUUGCUCUGCCGGACUCUCCGUGAGGACCCGGUUCGCCGCGGGCAGCUUGUCCAGUUCCUCAAGAUGCCUUACAUGCUUCGCGAAGCCUGUCAAGCCGAUAUUGCUCGGACGAUAGCCGUGACACCAAACCUUCGUUAUGUAGACCUUCCCGAAGGCCUUUUCGCCGAUGAACCCGGCUGCAUGACUCUUCGACUCGAGGUUCAGGCCCGCUGCCUUGACUUACGCAAAAUGACCUACAUGAGGGGGGCUGAGAACAGUCUUCAAGCCCUCGCAACGGGAAGGGUCUGGACGAAGCUCGAGGUUUUGGAGUUGAUUCGAAUCGAUAUGGAGCCUUCCAUGUUGCGGCAAGUCUUGGGCUGUCUGAGCAAUCUCCGUGCUCUCAAGAUCAGCGAGACUGAGUCGAUCACUGACGAGACCUUGAUUUGGAGCGAUACGCUUCCUCCAUUCCCUCCGCUGGAAGAGUUCAUCCUUACUAAGGUUCCGAACAUCACGGCGGAGGGACUCAAGGAAUGGCUAAUCCUCCCUGAAGCACGCCAGUCCCUGAGAGUACUCACCCUGAACAGCACUGGUGUCAAAGUCUGUGAUCUGCCUGAACUCGUGGGUUACACGCCCAACCUCAAACACCUGUCUAUCAGUGACAGCGUAGCAACUACCCUGCAAACAGCUGCUGGCCCCCAAAACAUCCGGCUCCUGAACUGCACGAACCUGGAGUCGCUGCACUAUGAGAUCACGGCUGCACCGUCGGCUCCAAAGUUUUCAGGCGCCACGGCCAGCUACUACCAAUACCUCGCCAACUCCCUCCUGUCCGGCGGCCUGCCCAACCUUCGGGCUCUCUAUGUCCGCGACCCUCACUUCCCCGAUCUACUUCUCGGCCUGCCCCCGCCGGCUCCUGCCUAUGCUGAAGGCCGUGUCGCCCGUCCAGCAAGCAGCGGCUCAGCCUUCCCAUCAUACCAAUCCAAUAAUAGGGGCUCCCUUGGCCUGCCUCUCCCUCCAGCUCCGUCUGGUGGCCAUGGCAGCGGCCAUCGCCCUCACGGCUCGCUCUCUACGAUCAACGGCCUCAGUGGCUCGUCAUCUACAAACAAGUUACCUACCUCGCGAAUCAACCAUCGUUUCAGCAGCAACAACCCCUUCGCAUCCCUGGCUGCUCAACAGCAACAGCAACAGCAACAGCAACAACAACAACGACAACAACAACAGCAGCAGCAGCAGCAGCAGCAGCAACAACAACAACAACAACAACGGCGGCGGCGGCAGGAGGAACUCAUCCGCGGCCUACCCCUUCCCCCUUUUGCUCCCUCUGCUACAGGAACUGUCCCAGCUUUCAUGAACCUCCCUUCUAAACUCGAAGUCUUUACGAAAGGCGACGAUGAUCAGCUAGGCUGGUCCUUCGUGCAAGUUGGGUACGGCGAUUACUGGGGUGGCGGGGGCCGUCACGCUGGUGAUGCAUAUACCUUAGGCGCUGCGAGCAGAUCUGAGCGUCCGCUGAGCAGCUACGGUCUUGGAGCUGAUGUGCUAGGUGGGAAUAUCUCCGGAUGGAGUAGUGGCGCUGGUGCGAGGAGGAGUGUCCUUGUUGCAGGGGGGGGUGCGGGUGGGGGGUUUACGGCUGUUGCUGAUACUGGUGCUGUCCGAAAGAGGACUGAGGGAGGGUUUUUGUCGCCUAUUCAGUCGCCUGUGGGUCCGCUGUCACCGAGGAAGGGUAGUCUCAGUGGUAGUGGGGAUGAGGAUAGCUGGCCUAGGCCUAAGAGCAGCUCGGGGGAGAAGAAGAGGGAGAGAAUGGAUCUUUGGCGUUGA